Messenger RNA from Paramecium tetraurelia, 540 nucleotides. RefSeq lists its product as uncharacterized. NCBI's taxonomy places the organism in Eukaryota, Ciliophora, Oligohymenophorea, Peniculida, Parameciidae. The transcript is spliced from 2 exons. The record is from RefSeq and is a predicted model, not a curated record.
AUGGGAUAGUAAAAUUCAAAUGCAAAACUCAGUUAAAAUAUCUUAGUUUUUGGAGUCAAUAUGUUACUAGAUGAGAAGCUUUUGGGUUCUGAGUGGUAAAAAGAUUAAAUUAAUUCUUGUUAGGAUUUUACCUUGUACAAAAAUAUUAGCGAGAAACCUAAUUAACUAUUAUGGUGUCCAAAAAGGAGUGAAAUAAUACAAAAAUCAAUUGAAUCUAUAAUAUUAAAUAUUGAAUUUGAAGGUGUUUUGUAUGUUUUUGAACAAACUCAAGAUCAUAAGGUCUUGAAUGAACAUCGAAAAUUGAUAAAGUGGUUAAUGAGUGAAGAUUCUAUGAGAUAAUGCUCAAUGAUUCUAUUGUGUGUGUCUAAGUCAAGUGAUUUAGCAAUCAAUAUUAAAUCGCAAAUAGAAAUAGAACUAGAUCUGGAAUCUAUGGAUUCUAAAUAAGCGAGAAACUUGAUCAUAAAAUAACAAGAUAAAGAAAGUACUCUAUAAUUUAAAAAGAUUAUAUCAUAAUUGAUUAAAAUGAAGAAUGAAUCAUGA